Messenger RNA from Rhea pennata, 503 nucleotides. RefSeq names its product small nuclear ribonucleoprotein polypeptide G (gene SNRPG). The coding region runs from base 77 to 307 and encodes 76 amino acids. Gene Ontology annotation, molecular function: RNA binding. NCBI's taxonomy places the organism in Eukaryota, Metazoa, Chordata, Aves, Rheiformes, Rheidae. The record is from RefSeq and is a predicted model, not a curated record. Gene Ontology annotation, cellular component: P granule; precatalytic spliceosome; SMN-Sm protein complex. The transcript is spliced from 4 exons. Gene Ontology annotation, biological process: spliceosomal snRNP assembly; mRNA splicing, via spliceosome.
GCGGGCGGCGGCGCGGUGACGUCAGACGGCGGCGCGAGCGGCAGAGAGGACGGCGGCCCCGCGCUGAGGAGACGCCAUGAGCAAGGCGCACCCGCCCGAGCUGAAGAAGUUCAUGGACAAGAAGCUGUCACUGAAGUUAAAUGGUGGCCGACACGUCCAGGGGAUAUUGCGAGGGUUUGAUCCCUUCAUGAAUCUAGUCAUAGAUGAGUGUGUGGAGAUGGCACCAGGAGGACAGCAGAACAACAUAGGGAUGGUGGUAAUACGAGGAAACAGCAUCAUUAUGUUAGAAGCCUUGGAACGAGUAUAGAAACCGGAACGAGUAUAGAAACCAGUGAAACCCACUCAGUGACAGUGUGCAACGUGGGAUGAUACCUGUAUGUGCAGCAUGUGGGGCUGCAACGGGACCUAACUCUACUAUUUUGUGUGCUCGCUUGAAUCUUCUACAAUACAUCACUUGUGUAAACUUAUUUUUUGUUAAAUAAAUUUUGUAAGGGUUUAAGUAA